This is a messenger RNA of Contarinia nasturtii (swede midge), 1682 nucleotides long. Its product is annotated as BTB/POZ domain-containing protein 6-A-like. Gene Ontology annotation, molecular function: protein binding. The record is from RefSeq and is a predicted model, not a curated record. The transcript is spliced from 4 exons. Lineage: Eukaryota; Metazoa; Arthropoda; Insecta; Diptera; Cecidomyiidae. Bases 207 to 1514 code for a protein of 435 amino acids.
UUUUGACACAUUUCGCAAGCGAGAGUUAAGUGGUGCGCACAUGUCCAGUAGCAAGGGAUUCAUUUGAUUGAGUUUAAAUUGAAAAAAAAAAAAUGAAUUUCAUCGAAAUUGUUUGAAGAAAUUUGUCAAAAAUAAAAAAUUAACUCUUCAAAAAAAUUAAUAUCGAUUAUUGAUUUAAACGCGAUUCGAUCGGAUGAUAAAGAAAAAUGUCCCAUCAUACAGCCGACAAGCGGAAAAAUAUGAGCAAACAAUAUUUGAAUUUCGACACUUCUGAUGUUGUUUUCAUUUGUGGAAAUGAUGAUAAUCAUAAGGAAAGUGUACCAGCGCAUAAAUUUGUAUUGUUCACCCACAGUGAUGUAUUCGAAAAAAUGUUCCACGGCAGCUUACCGGAAGAAGAUGCAGUUGAAAUCACAGACACUUCACCAGAUGGAUUUCGCGCAUUUCUCCGUUAUUUCUAUUUCGAUGAAAUGAACUACAAUAUCAGCAUGGAAACGAUUGGUGAAACGAUGUAUUUAUGCGAAAAAUACAAUGUCAAUGGACUAUUUGAGAGCUGCUGUCAAUACCUGCAACAAGUGGACACACCAAAGCAUAUUCUGAUUGGCUAUGGACUGGCAAUCACAUACGAACUUGAUUACUUGGCCGAAAUACUCAAAUGGAAAAUACUCCAACGAGGCGAAGAGAUUUUUGCUUGCGACUACAUCCGCUCCGUAAGCGAAGAUUUUUUGAAAUGCAUCCUACAAAUCAAAUACAUAGAAAUCUAUGCAAAAAAGAUUUUUGACGUUUGUUUGGCUUGGGCAGAAGGUGCGUGUAAUGCAGCGAAUGUCGAUCCAAAUGUUAUGCAGAACCGUCGUGAUCAAUUGAAUGGUUUUUUUCAACACAUCCAAUUUGGCGCAAUGACUCGUGAUGAAAUCGUUCGAAUUGUUUUGUCAUUUGGUGAACUCUUCACCGCGCAAGAGCUUCGACGUUUCAUUGUUAUAACAGCAGCCAAAUUUCCGACGCCAUUUAAUCAAGACGAAAUGAUCAACUACAAAAUUGGCCGAGCUGUUAAAAGAUCCACAUCAAUUCGACGUGAUAAAAUGGAAGAGCUUCAUUUCAAUGCACAAUACAAAACACUGUUGGGCGGAAUCGAAAUAGGAACAAUUUUUGAUACAUUUUCUAUUGUUCAUCAAAAAAUAAUUUCCGGAGUGGUAAGUGUCGUGAAGAUUUCACCGAAUCGAGAUCAGUGUACGGACAUCGUACUUUUACAAGGCUCAUUCAAAGUUUCUGCCAUCAACUAUGCCAAGGAUCAUGUCUUCGAGAAUAAUAAAAUACUAUUUCCAGAAGCCAUCAUCAUCGAACCACAUUUCAAGUAUGCCAUACAGUUGACGUUCUUCGGCGGAUCGAACCCCACCGAUUCACUUUUCCAUUUGCGAACUACUUCUCUGUCGGAACCAUCCCUAUUUCGUAUUUGGCCAGAGGACACAAACUGCGAAAUCAUUUCGGGCUUACUUUACAAUAGACUUAAUACACAAUAAUUCUAGAUUAUUGGUUAUUUGAAGACUAAAUUGGGUACAAAGUGGAUUAAACUUGAAAAAAAUGUACCAUGUUAAAGUUAUCAGUUGUGAUUAUUACAAGAAAAUAUUGUAAUUGAAACGUUAAAAAGUAAAAAUAAUUCCAAAAAAAGUCCAAUUUAAUUUUAGUAU